UUCUGAAAUGUGGGAGAAUACAGCUUGUGGUCGAUAUAAGGAAGAAUUCGAUCGAGUCAUACUGGUAUUUGCAACUCGAUUGCUGUGGUUGAGUUCAAAAUGCACAUGAAUUGAAAUUCUGGGCGGCGGUAGUAGCUAACAACUAUGACCUUAUCGAUGGGGUCGAUCUGGAUGCAACGAUAGGGCCUUUGCGGCGCAAAGACCAUCUUUCCUCGUCAUUUCAAUUAGUCAUCUAAACUAUACCGCUUGAACUACCAUGUCGAACAAGCCAGCCGUUCACCGCCAGCUGAACAUCAAGUCAGGCAUAGCGAAAAGGGUGUUGAAGGAACACAUCCUGUAUGCAAAAGAAGCAGAAGAGCAACAGCGGAAAGUCGAUAAGCUUAUCGCAAAUGACGCUGAGGAGUGGGACGUGAAAAGUGCCAGAAGGAUAUUGGAAGAGUCACACAGGAUGAUCAAGGAUUCUGAUAACCGUCUAGGCAAGGCGGUACAAGAUCUACGAGAACUCGUCCUGCGAGCCAAGAACCAAACUGAGUUUGCGGAAGAUAUUGAGCUGCUACAUGCAGAGGAAGCAUUGGAGGAGGCGAGCGUACACUUUGAUUCGAAGGUCUCGGCAUAGACGCGCAGCUCAUUAUAGUUUAGUUGAACUCAUAUAUUCAUUGCGUAGUGUGAGGAAGUUUGUACUAGUUGUUCGUGCUGUUGUGAUGCCCUGAGGCGUGUGAGGGCGUCGAGGAUGCCCACCCAUGCAUCUCGAUCGAUGCGCUCUUCUUGUAGGCCUCGACUGGAUCCGGCAGCUCUUGGAAGACCGACACCGAGUGAAGGGGGAACAAAUCCAAGAGGGGGAGCUGUGAUCGCGGAAGGUGCGAUUCGUGACUGGCGGAUAUGAGCCAGGGAAGAGCGAAUAGCUACUUGAAUUGA
Suillus subaureus is the source of this 915-nucleotide messenger RNA. Its product is annotated as tubulin binding cofactor A-domain-containing protein. The coding region runs from base 257 to 616 and encodes 119 amino acids. NCBI's taxonomy places the organism in Eukaryota, Fungi, Basidiomycota, Agaricomycetes, Boletales, Suillaceae. Gene Ontology annotation, biological process: post-chaperonin tubulin folding pathway; tubulin complex assembly. Gene Ontology annotation, molecular function: beta-tubulin binding. The record is from RefSeq and is a predicted model, not a curated record. The transcript has 5 exons. Gene Ontology annotation, cellular component: cytosol; microtubule cytoskeleton.